Salvia hispanica is the source of this 1414-nucleotide messenger RNA. The record is from RefSeq and is a predicted model, not a curated record. NCBI's taxonomy places the organism in Eukaryota, Viridiplantae, Streptophyta, Magnoliopsida, Lamiales, Lamiaceae.
CAUCCAACACUGCGAAAACUGCCGCGUCACUUCCUAACCGCCAUUUUUGUAUGGAUGCGCAAUUGCUCAAGCUUUCUCACGCAUUUCCGCUGCCAAUCAAAUGGAUUCCUGCUACUUCCAAACCACUCCUUAAUCUCCCUUCAAUUCCCCAACCAAAACCCCCCUUUCCCCCGCCGUUUUCGAGAAAUCUCACCGCGACGGCCGCCCGCCGCAGCGACGCCACUUUCGACGAGGCAGCCUACGAGGCGGAGCGGCUGCGCUUGGAUGCCGCCGCCCGGGACUCCAUGGCCGAGCAAUCCGCAAUCGAAGGCGACCCCAAGGCAUGGAAGUGGGUUAUCAGGAAACGGAUUUGGGACUUGAUGGAGGCCCGGAAUAUAGCUCAAUUCCCCCGCCCCGUUCACCACCGCAUCCCCAAUUUCACCGGCGCCGCCGUUGCUGCUCAAAAAUUGAGUGAAUUGCAGGUGUUUAAAGAGGCGAAAUGUGUGAAAGUUAAUCCAGAUACGCCCCAAAAACAAGUCCGAUUCCUCACACUUAAUGGUGGCAAAAAGCUUUUGACUCCACAGCCACGUCUGAGGACCGGAUUCUUUUCUGUUCUUGAGUACUCAAUGUUGAGUCCUGACACUAUUAAGGAGGCAUGCACAUCUGUCGGAGUUGCCAAGUAUGGCAAGCCGAUAGGGCUGGAGGAAAAGAUAAAAGUGGACUUAAUCGUUGUUGGUUCUGUUGCUGUAGACCCAAAGACCGGGGCAAGACUUGGCAAGGGUGAGGGAUUUGCUGAACUUGAAUAUGGUAUGCUACGUUACAUGGGUUCCAUUGAUGACUCGACACCAAUUGUCACAUCUGUGCACGAUGAGCAAUUGGUGGAUGACAUACCCAUCGACAAACUACUGGUCCAUGAUGUACCCGUCGACAUCAUAUGCACUCCGACACGAGUUAUCUUCACCAACACCUCAAUUCCAAAACCUCAAGAAAACGACCGGAUUUCUGUUGCUCGUAGGAAUAUACUGGGACAAAUUAUCUCCAGAAAAGCUUGGUCAAAUUAAAAUACUAAGGGAGCUAAAGAGAAAAAUUGAACGCGAAACUGGGGAAAAGCUUCCCACUGGCCCCUCUGAGAAGUUACCCCCUACAGCGCGAAGGAAACGCUGAUGCUUCAAAAGCUUGCGCCUGCAUUAGCUUAUGUGCCUUGGUUUAUCCAUGUAAACACUUGCUUCCUCUCCUGUGUAAAGAAUAGUUUAGUUUACGAGUGAGACAAUUCAUAUUGAUGUUGAUUUUGAAUUAAUUCAUAAAUCAGAAGAAUGAGUGGCAAGUCCCACAUCGAAGAGAGUAGGAAGCUGUAUAGCGUGGGAUUGUGCUACAAAAUAAGAACUGAAUUCCUAAUUAUAACAAUGCAGCCGCGCGUUGAGCCCAUUGCGAACUA